AUGGACAGCGUGGAAUGCGUUCUAUGUCACUUCACCCAAGCCUCGCCUACAUCUCUCCCCCACCUCCAGAUUCUCAGAUACAAUGCUAUCGACAAUCCACAGUCAAUCAGCACAGACGCUGGUCUGUCGCCCGAGGAUACAGUGGCCACGAUUACAAGAAUAACGGCCGAGGCCAUUGUGAAUGCAUACUACAGCUGGGGCCCAAAGGACAAAGAAGACAAGCUUGAUUUAGAAGAGGUCUACAUGUGCGGUGGCGAAGCUUUCUACCCUAAUACCUGGGACUACGUGCAGCAGGAGCUCGGCCCUAACGUGCGAAUGACCAUGCUGGACGAGUCAGGCGUUGGCGGAGAAGCGAAAGAGGAUAUUACAUUCGCCUUCCAAGCUACGGAUGCGGUGCUGGGCAGGCCAUUGGUGGUGCCGCAAAGGGUCGAGAGAAAACCAUCGACUAUCGUGGGGAAAGUCUCUCCAGGAAGGAAUUACAUGGAGCUGACGAGGACCAGUAUGGCCUUUGGAGGGAAUUUUGAGGGCGAUUGUCUGCCGCCUGUCAAGGAGAUGGUACUUGAACGAUGGGAGGGCAAUCGUGCACACAAGUAG
Letharia columbiana is the source of this 594-nucleotide messenger RNA. RefSeq lists its product as uncharacterized. The transcript has a single exon. Gene Ontology annotation, molecular function: ATP binding; phosphotransferase activity, alcohol group as acceptor. Gene Ontology annotation, biological process: peptidoglycan turnover; amino sugar metabolic process. Lineage: Eukaryota; Fungi; Ascomycota; Lecanoromycetes; Lecanorales; Parmeliaceae. The coding region runs from base 1 to 594 and encodes 197 amino acids. The record is from RefSeq and is a predicted model, not a curated record.